GACGUAACCUGAAAGUACGAAAAAAAAUCGCGAUGAGAAGAAAUAAUUCAAUCAUUGGUGUACACUGAUCAUAUCCCUCGGGAAAAACGGGAAACCCGGGAUUGCGACUCAUUCAAGGAUGCUCGACGAGGUUAAAACGAUCGGAGGAGGAAGGAAGGUUAUGCGCGAAAGAAAUGAAGUCGCGUUCUGCGGGGAGCGUAACGCGUUGCGGAUUAUAAACAAAAUGCAUGUUUGAUCUGAUAGAAAUAGAGAAUAGAUCUGAUAGAAAUAAAGAAGAGAAAAGGAUAUUCCAUGACGUUCCGUGCCAUCGAUUCUAUUUUUAUGCGGAUUUCGUGCAAAUCUCAUUGUCAGUGAAAAUCUCUUGCUACGCACCCGAGCUGUGUAGUUGCUCGGCGAGCCUUUUGAGAAGCAUGUUUCCGUGGAGUGCCGCGAAAUCCAAGAUACAUUUAUGGCAGAAUCACUAGGCGGAAUUAGCGCAUCGCGGAAAAUGGCCACUGCGUGGCACCAGCAAGUGUUCGCGCUCGACGCGAAGUACAAUACACUGCGGGCUAACAAGUUACCCAGUCUAGGUAUGUUGUACAUUCGUCGGAGGAACCAGCUGCUCCGCGAGAAACCGUCCAGGGACCCAGAGAUCGGUGCGCGCUAUUUAAAACUGCGAUCGGAAUUGCUGCGCCGCCGUUACGGAGAGAGGCAGGAGCAAAACAGCGUGGGCAGUCACACGAUCAGCGAGGAGACGUCGGAGAACAAAGCAAAACAUCACCUCGCGCAGCGGAGAUCCACAGCGGAGAACUUCGCGUUCGCCGGGGUCCACCAUGUAUUCGAUCAACACAAGGCAGCCGUGACGAUGCUCAAGUUCGCCAAUAACGAUAGAUCCAAGUUGUGUUGCGCGUCACUGGACGGUACGCUGUCCAUAUGCGAGGUCAUCAGCACGCCGCCGAAGGUGAUCGCUCUGCUGGAAGGUCACCGCAACGGUGUGACUGCUCUCGACUGGAGUAUCAGCAACGACCUGAUAGUUUCCUCCUCCCUCGACGCGACUAUCAGACUCUGGAGAAUAUGCGCAGACUCGGAGCCAGUGUGCUUGCGAGUGGUGAACGACCAGCAGCGGGCGGAAGUUCUCUGCUGCAGUUUUAUCCCCGCCAAUAAUAAUCUGAUAGUAGCCGGCAACUCCCAGGGACUGAUUCAGAUCUUGAAUGUGUCCACUGGUAUAUACACGCGCGGUGGGUCCUGCAAAAUCGGUGGGAAGAUUCUUUCCCUCGCAUGCGAGGGUAGCGGUGGCACCGUGAUCUGGACCGGCAAUGAUCGAGGAGUCAUAGUGUCCUUUCGGUUGGAACCUGGUGUAGGACGGUUGACCAAGUUGCAGAGGGUACAGGAGACCAGUGGGAUGAUAACGAGUCUAUCUUGGCGUUCCUGGAUAUCAAAGGAUGCCCCUUGGGCGGCACUGCUAGUAAGCAGCGCGUGCAACGCUGUGUUGCUAUAUCGCGUCGCGGACAGUCACGGUUCUCUACUUCUCUGGAGAAAGUAUCCCAUCAAGCACAGGCAUUAUCCGUUGAGGUCUACCUUCUGCCCGCAAAUGGGCGCGUGUUUGAUAGCUACCGGAUCGGAGGACGGGGCUGUCCAUCUGCUGGAUUCAGCGAGAGAGGGAAAGGCCGCGAAGAUCAAUCGACUGCACGGUCACGCAACGCCUACGUUGGCUCUAUCUUUUAAUUACGACGAAUCUCUACUUGCGUCCGCAGAUCACGACGGACUGAUUAUCCUGUGGCGCAAUCAUCAACGUCAUUUGUAAAAUAUUUUUCUGCCCGCGGAGAGUUUUUAUGUCUCGUUUCGCUGAUUGCUCGCAGAUCCCGAAGCUGCAACGGUGAAUUUUCGAUCAAGACGUAUCGGCAGGUCCGUUAUGGUUUUUUUGCGAUCUCUAUCGCUUCUCCGAAUGGAAUUUCCUUUCUCGUAGCGAAUCUUUGGACGAAAGAAUUAUGUUUAUUGAUAUAUUUGUACAUAUUACGAGACAUUUAUAUUUUAUUGGAAAACGAGAUUAUUAUUAUUAAAUUAUUAAUUAAAAAGUAAAUCAGGAAUUUUAAGAAGGUAUGUUGAUUGAAUAAACAGUCUUUUCUGUAUAACAA
Ooceraea biroi (clonal raider ant) is the source of this 2114-nucleotide messenger RNA. Its product is annotated as WD repeat-containing protein 13. Gene Ontology annotation, cellular component: nucleus. Gene Ontology annotation, molecular function: promoter-specific chromatin binding; protein binding. Lineage: Eukaryota; Metazoa; Arthropoda; Insecta; Hymenoptera; Formicidae. The record is from RefSeq and is a predicted model, not a curated record.